AAUAUACGGCGGACGAAAAUGGCGGAUGAUAACGAAGAUCAGUGGUUGUAUGGCGAUUCAGUUGAGGGAAAGGAGUAUACGUCAACAAAUACUCAAUCGGAAAUUCAUCAGAAUGAUUCGGCUUCUGUUAAACUUCAAGAGAAAUCUCAAAUUUCGGAGGAUCAAAAAGUGGAGAAUGUUAAUGAGAACCCACCUGAGAUGCAGGAGGACACAAGCGGUGGCGGAGAAGAAUCUUUGCUGAACAACCUACAGGAAGAGAACACGGAUGCAAAUAAGAAUGGAACAAAAGAAGCAUCUAGCCAGGAAGAUGGCGAGGCACCUAGCGACUCUGAUUCCGACGAUGAUGUCCAUGUUGUUAUUGGUGAUAUCAAGUCUACUCCAGCGUAUGGUAGCUUAAACAUCAAGAGAGGCGGAUUGUUGACCAAUGCAUCUGGUGUGCCAGACAAAUUGAAUAAACAACCGGGAAAAUUCAGCAUAGAAGAGUUUGAAACGAUUGGUAUUAUCAAUGGAAUACCAGCUCAUGAAUUUAAUCUAGAUCAGUUAGAGGAUAAACCAUGGCGGCAACCUGGUGCGGACAUCACAGAUUACUUCAAUUAUGGUUUCAAUGAGGAGACCUGGCGUGCCUAUUGUGAACGACAGAAGCGGAUGCGGAAUGAGUCUGGAGUGGGAUUGAUACUGAACACUGGUAGUGGCGGCGGUAAUCAGGGUAGCAUGAGAAUGCCUCAGGUUGCGAUAACUAACGAUAAUAGCAAGUACUCAGGGAUCAUGGGUCCUAAGAGAGCAGGACCGCCGCCAGGACGGAAAAUGGCUGGUACUAUUGAUGUUAUUGGUAGUUCUGGACUAGCCUCGAGGAGAAAUCUGGACAAAUCGCCACCGAAAGGGAAUGUUAUACAAGUAAUGACCGCGGACAGGAGGGAAUACUCGAGAAAACCCGGUUUCCCUGAUAUGAGCGUGCCACCACCCGGUGCGGGUAUGCCACCGCCAUUCGACAUACCGCCGCCGGGGUACGCCGGUGAACCCACGUCUUUCUAUAUGCCAGACGCAGACCCAUAUUAUCAGAGUUAUGAACCGACACAGGACAGUCAAUGGGGCAACGAUCCGGUAAGGAAAUUGCGUUCACGCAAUGUAUCUGAAAAGACGUGGCAACCGACUAACCUUGCUAUCCCGAUGACCGAACACGAGGACGACAAGGACAUUGGACCUAAGACGAUACCCACUAUGGUGCCACCGACGUCAAUUCCGCCUCUGAUACAGUCCCGUGAUCAGAGGGACGGUAGGGAUCGUGAACGAGACAGAGACAGAGAGCGCGACAGGGAGAUGGAUUCCAUGGGCAGAGACAGGGAUAGGGAUAAAGACAGGGAACGCGAUCGUGAGAGGGAAAAAGAUCCGAUAAUAAGGGACCGUGACAGAGAGAGGGAAUCGAUGACGAGAGACGAGGAUCGAGAGCGCGACAGAUCCAGAUCUCAGUACCGGCACAAGGAUAGGCAUCGGCAUCGGUCAAGAUCUCGAUCUCGCAGGCACAAAUCGAGAUCACGUAGUCCGAGUAGGCGUAAGAAGAAAUCCAGACGUUCGGACAGAGAGCGCUCCAAGGAAGAAAGUGAAUAAUUUUAGUAAUUGCAUACAUACAUACCUGCGUACAUGUUACUACAUGUAUUAAUUGGUCGAUGGGCUAUUGUAGCGCAACUCGACUUUAUAGACCACUAAAGAGAUCUUUUCAUAACGAGAUGUUGCGGCUGUUAAUCUAUAAACCCAAAAAUGCUUGUGCGUAGAAAAUGCGAGCGAUAAUGCAAUUAAUUUACGGAAGGACGUUUUAGAUAAUGUAACUCGGGAAAUUGAGACUGGUUUCUAUUUGUAAAUUUACAAUAAACUGCACUUAUAAACCACACACACAUACACGUUUGUAUAUGUAUGUAUGUGUGUAUGUGUGUGUGUGUCUGUAUGUGCAUGUAGCUAUAAUAGUAUUUAAGAAACAUAUUCUUCGCUUCUUAUUGUAAAUCGUAUAAUUCAACUGUUUUAUUUCGCAAAAGAACAAAGAGAAACUGCAAAUUACAUGUUCCACAUUUUCAUGAGAUCUUUUAAUCGCAAAGAUUUGCAUUAGUGUGCCUAAUUGCAAAACAAACUUUGUUUUGCCGAAGUUAAUUGUUUGAAAACUACAAGUAGAAAAUAGAAUUAUGUUGAAUUAUAUGUGUAAAU
Harpegnathos saltator (Jerdon's jumping ant) is the source of this 2193-nucleotide messenger RNA. It is a transcript of the gene Fip1, whose product is annotated as Factor interacting with poly(A) polymerase 1. Lineage: Eukaryota; Metazoa; Arthropoda; Insecta; Hymenoptera; Formicidae. The transcript is spliced from 4 exons. The record is from RefSeq and is a predicted model, not a curated record. The coding region runs from base 19 to 1605 and encodes 528 amino acids. Gene Ontology annotation, cellular component: mRNA cleavage and polyadenylation specificity factor complex.